AUGGACGGCUGCGGCCAAAUGCAGUCACGUAUGGGCACACCGACGAACACGAUGCACAUGCAGCAUGGCGCCAUAGGCAGUCCAUCUGUGUGUGGCGGACCAGUGACUCCACAACAAAUGGUGCAACAACAGCAACAGGGUAUAGUUCAAGGCCAGCCGACAGCCGCAGGGCAGUAUGAUCACGGUGGAGCAUUUACACAACAGCAAAUACAGCAGGGAUUUACUCAGGGUAUCUCUGAAAGUCCAGGAGCAAUGCAUAUGCAGCAACAACAGAUAAUGAGUGGUGCUGGGGUGCAAGGUGAUGUCUCUCCUGGAAUGUAUGUGAGACAGCAGCAGCAGCAACAACAACAACAACAACAACAACAACAGCUAAUGGGUCAACAGCAGCCUUUGAUAAGCCAGCAGAUGGUUGUUCCCCAACAAAUGGGUAUGAUGGGUGGAAACCAGCAGUACUACACUCAGCAGGCUUCGCAGUCACAGUGGACAUCCCAGCAGCAGCAAAUGCAACCAGCACAUUUUGUGCGUCAACCGCAGAUGAUGAAUGGAGCGCCUGUUCAGCGUGUGAUGAUUCAACGUGUACCGUAUCCGCCCGGCACAGGAGGAUGGAUAUUCGUACUACGGGUUCCUUCCGAAAUUCGAGAUGCUAUUUCGUCGGUGAAAAAUCGAAGAGCAACAGGUCCGGAUAAGGUAAGAUCUGAGCAUCUGAAGAACCUUCCGCCGUUCUUCGUAAACACGUUGGGUUGUCUCUUCACACGUUACGUGUCUGAAAAAACUGACUGA
Messenger RNA from Angiostrongylus costaricensis, 780 nucleotides. The record is from the annotation of a GenBank genome assembly. NCBI's taxonomy places the organism in Eukaryota, Metazoa, Nematoda, Chromadorea, Rhabditida, Metastrongylidae.